ACAAAAGGCAUGUUCGGCUCCAGGAAGAAAUUUGCCGAGUUCGAGGUGGUGGACAACGACUUUACCGAUGAAAGCAUGUACUACAACCAGCCGUCGAUGUUCCCGCAUCGGUCGGACAAAGACAUGCUGUCGUCGCCUUCGCCGUCCUCGUCUUCGGGGCAGCUGUCGCAGCUCGGCGCCAGUCUCUACGGUCCGCAGAGCGCACUAGGCUUUUCGGUGCGAGGCAUGGGCAACAGCACGCCUCAGCUGAACCGAAAUCUAACCCAAGGAACCCAACUCCCGAGUCACAUCCCGCCCACCACCGGGGUCCCCACCAUGUCCCUCCAUACUCCUCCGUCACCCAGCAGGGGUUCCUUGCCCAUGAACACGAGGAACAUGCUGAACCACUCUCAGGUGGGUCAAGGCCUGGGAAUGAGCGGAAGAACCAAUAGCAUGAGCAGCUCGGGUCUGGGGAGCCCCAAUCGCAGCUCCCCGAGUAUCAUCUGUAUGCCCAAGCAGCAACCGGCGCGGCAGGCCUUCACUGUAAACAGCAUGUCAGGAUUCGGAAUGAACCGCAACCAGGCUUUUGGGAUGAACAAUUCAUUAUCAAGCAAUAUCUUUAACGGCACAGAUGGGAGCGAAAACCUGGCCGGGCUGGAUUUGUCCGAUUUCCCGGCGUUGGCGGACAGGAGUCGGAGGGAAGGAAGCGGAAACCCCACCACGGUGCUCAACCCGCUGGCUGGAAGAGCGCCUUAUGUGGGCAUGGUGACCAAACCAUCAACAGAACAAACACAGGAUUUCUCCAUCCACAACGAGGACUUCCCCGCGCUGCCCGGCCCCAACUACAAGGACCCCUCGUUGACAGGCGACGACAACAAAACCAACUUGAACUCCACGAGCAAGAGCGCAUCCAGCACAGACGGGCCCAAAUUUCCCGGAGACAAGACGGCUUCGGCGCAGAACAACAACCAGAAAAAAGGGAUCCAGGUCUUGCCUGACGGUCGGGUGACCAACAUUCCUUCGGGCAUGGUGACGGACCAGUUCGGCAUGAUCGGCCUCUUGACGUUCAUCCGGGCGGCGGAAACGGAUCCCGGGAUGGUCCACUUGGCGCUGGGGAGCGACCUCACAACGCUGGGGCUGAAUUUAAACUCGCCAGAAAACUUGUACCCAAAAUUUGCGUCCCCUUGGGCGUCGGCACCGUGUCGACCGCAAGAUAUUGACUUCCACGUUCCAUCAGAGUACUUGACCAACAUCCACAUAAGGGACAAGCUGGCCGCCAUUAAGCUAUCUCGAUAUGGCGAAGACUUAUUGUUCUACUUGUAUUACAUGAACGGCGGCGACUUGCUUCAGCUGCUGGCGUCUGUCGAACUCUUUAACCGGGACUGGCGCUACCACAAAGAAGAGCGACUUUGGAUCACGCGAGCGCCCGGCAUGGAGCCCACGCUCAAGACCAACGCUUACGAAAGAGGCACCUACUACUUUUUCGAUUGUCUUAACUGGAGAAAAGUGGCCAAGGAGUUCCACCUGGAGUACGACAAGCUGGAAGAGCGGCCCCACGUGCCAACCACCUACAAUUACAACCCGGCCCAGCAGGCCUUCUAA
Messenger RNA from Nerophis lumbriciformis (worm pipefish), 1581 nucleotides. The record is from RefSeq and is a predicted model, not a curated record. Lineage: Eukaryota; Metazoa; Chordata; Actinopteri; Syngnathiformes; Syngnathidae.